Haliotis rubra (blacklip abalone) is the source of this 4355-nucleotide messenger RNA. RefSeq names its product protein PALS1-like. Gene Ontology annotation, cellular component: adherens junction; plasma membrane. The record is from RefSeq and is a predicted model, not a curated record. Gene Ontology annotation, molecular function: protein binding. Gene Ontology annotation, biological process: establishment or maintenance of epithelial cell apical/basal polarity; generation of neurons; protein localization to plasma membrane. NCBI's taxonomy places the organism in Eukaryota, Metazoa, Mollusca, Gastropoda, Lepetellida, Haliotidae.
AAUAUUGGUAACACCAUGGAUCUCAAAGGAUACGUUAUACUGUUGGUUGAGACCAAAGAAAACAAGAUCAAACUGUUUGGUUCCCCAGCAGACCGAGCAGAGCUGGAGGUGGGGGAUGAGAUCAUCGAAGUCAACAGCAAGAAUGUGGAGAACUGUAGCCACACAGAGGUCAUCGCAUUCAUCCACCAGUGCAUCCGAUCAAAGUCCAUCUGUCUGAGAGUAAAGCGACCCAAGAACCAGCAAAUCUCUGACAUAGAAAAGGUCCAUGAUGCAUACAUCAUUGCGGUUGAAGAUGGCACCAAGCAACACCUUGAGAGCAUACCAGCUUUACAGCGGGUCACCCCGCGGGACAUGACCAAACUCCUCAACAGCACCGACAACAGCGAGGCAGGCUCUGUGCAGUCUGAUAUUUCUGUGGAAGAUAAUACUGUAUACGUUUCAAAAAAGUCCAAUGGGCAUGCCAAGAAUGGCGAUGUGAAUGGUAGUUCUGAACUGAUCGAGAUGAACGGGGUUCUGGAGAAGGAGAGCCCAAAGAAGGGCAAGAAGUCUAAGAAGGAAACCCGCAAACAAAAGGUGGCAAGCACCUCUGAAACCCCUCUCAUUGAGGAGAUGAAUGGGUCAGACAGACUGUCCCGUAAUGGCAACACUCUCAGUCAGAACUCACUCAACCGAUCAAAGGACAAUAUAUAUGCAUAUGAUAGUGAGGAUUUUGAUCCUAGUAUGCAGAACUCAUUUGAAUUUGAGGAUUCAGGACCUCAUAGAGAAAUGGCGAUCGAUUGCCCCGACAAUUUUGUGGGAACAGUGAAAACUGCUCCACGUUACCCACCCCCCAAUCUCAACAGCUUGCCCCGAGUUCCACCAACUACCCCAAUGAAACAUGCUCUUGAUAACUCAAGUGAGAACAUUCACACAGAAGAAGUUCUAAAUGAUGCUGCUGUUGCUAUGGGCAACCAGCAGCAGCAGCCAACAAUGGAACAGUUAGAGAGGUUACGGAAACAUCAGGAAGAGCUUCGGAAACGUCGGGAGGAAGAGACACGGCACUUCCAGGAGGAAGAGUUUCUCCGAACAUCGUUACGUGGAUCCAAGAAGCUGCAAGCUCUUGAGGACAAGAAGACAGUGCCCCCUAGCGGUGUGGUCAACACAGCGUUCAUUGAUGUGGAGGACGAGGAUGUUCAAGAUGGAACUCUCGACUCGGGUGUUCCGCUCACAUCACGGGAGAGGUUCCAUGCAAAGCGAGUGGACGUGGAGGAUAUGUUCCAGUCAUUGCAGUAUGCCCGAAGUCACCUCAAUUCCAAUGAGGACCAGGGAGAUAUUACCUUUCUUAAGAACUUGUUCCUCAACACCAAGUUUCAACAUGCAGUUAACAUACACAACAAGAUUGUGGAAGUGACUUCUCAAUCCCCACAGCCACGGCCUGUGGCAAGCAAUGGCCAAAAUAGUGCUAACAAUGUGAUCAAUUCUGUGCAGCAAUCAAAAGAUCAGUUAUCGGAGGAGCUUGUCAGUAUACUUAACAAGCCACAUAUGAAGGGUGUUUUGCUUGCACACGACUCUCUAGCCCAGCGUGAACAUGAGCCAGUAACCGUCAACCAUGUCCACUCCCACCCGCACACUCUGGCCCUCGACCAUGUUGAUGUCAAUGAACCUCUUGAGUAUCCCCUUAUGCCUUAUGGCGAGGAUAGCGUGAAGAUCAUCCACUUAGAGAAGACCAACGAGCCAUUGGGGGCUACAGUAAAGAAUGAGGGAGACUCGGUGAUAAUCGGGAGGAUUGUCAAGGGCGGAGCAGCUGAGAAAAGUGGUUUGCUUCAUGAAGGAGAUGAGAUUCUGGAGGUGAAUGGCAUCGACAUGCGAGGCAAAAAUGUCAACGAUGUGUCAGAGAUGCUGGCCUACAUGACAGGGACGAUAACAUUUAUGAUCAUCCCAACUCACAACUACGCAUCACCCAAACCAGCCGCCCGACCAAAAGCAGUGCACUUACGAGCGCUCUUCAACUAUGACCCUGAGGACGAUGCGUAUAUCCCGUGUCGAGAACUGGGGCUUUCCUUCAUGAAGGGAGAUAUCCUCCAUAUUAUCAACCAGGACGAUCCCAACUGGUGGCAGGCCUACAGAGAAGGCGAGGAGGAGCACCAGUCACUAGCUGGGCUUAUACCCAGCCGGCUCUUCCAUGAACAACGUGAGACUCUGCGUCAAACUAUGCCAGGAGAUGGGAAGGACGGCAAGAAGAAGGGGCGAUCGUGUGUCUGUGGGAAGAGAGACAAGAAGAAGAAAAAAAGAAAACGAUCCUCCCUCUACACUGGGGCUGACGAGGCAGAAGAAAUCCUCUCUUAUGAAGAAAUGGUUAAAUAUUUACCUCAGCCAAACAGAAAAAGACCAAUUGCCUUAAUUGGCCCAUCAAAUGUUGGGAGGGCAGAACUCAGACAGCGUCUCAUGGAGUCCGACUUUGACAGAUUUGCUGCAGCUGUUCCUCACACAAGUCGAGUCCGCAAACCUGAAGAAAUCGAGGGCAAGGACUACCAUUUCAUCUCACGCACCAUGUUUGAGGCAGACAUCUUGGCCCAGAAGUUUAUUGAGUAUGGCGAGUUUGAAAAGAAUCUGUACGGCACAAGUCUGGAGGCUGUGAGACAAGUGAUCAACCAAGGAAAGAUCUGUGUGCUCAAUCUCCAUGCCGAUGCUGUGAAACCGCUGUACACAUCAGACCUGAAGCCUUAUGUGAUAUUCGUGUGUCCCCCAAACCUGGAGAAGCUUCGUGCAGUGCAUGUGAAACUGGGCAAACCAGCAACACCGGAUGACGAGCUGAAGGACAUCAUAGAGAAGGCUCGCGAGAUGGAGGAUGUAUAUGGCCAUUACUUCGACUACAUCCUGGUCAACCAGGACCUCAACAGGGCAUACGAUGAGCUCCUUCAAGAGAUCAACCGCCUUGAGAUCGAACCACAGUGGAUCCCAAAACCUUGGGUAGACUCUUUCAUGUGAGAUGAUCAGAGACCGGUUGGGUCUUGCUUCAGCAAUACUUCAUUCAUGGAUUACUGUGACCUGUGUACUUCAUGUGCUACCAGACUAAUGUGUGCUCAGACAUAAGAGUGCUGAAACAGAAACUAUGGGAUACUCCUAUGAUAGACGCAGGACCAUGUUAUGGAGACUACAACUACGCCAGAGUGAAAGUGUUGCUGGGAUGAUGUUAUAUGUGAUCAAGCUGUGAGAGAUCCUCACAAUCAAUAUGUACAUUGAAAUCACGAAUAUUGAUAUUAAGUAAUGUGGAGUGUGAUAGUUCUGAGUUCUUGUGACAAGAUCAGCAUUGCCUCAUAGGCAGGCCAAGCAAACAAAUCAUGAUCCUAACUGGUUCACUGAACACACUAACAAUGUGAUUGGCUCAUAAUGCCUCUAUCAAACACCUUCCAGUGUAUACUACACACAAGGACGUCGUGAUCAUCUGAUAAUGCUUCUAUCAAAUUACCUUCCUGUGUAAGGCACUGAACUGUCUGGUGCACUGGGUGAGUCCACACAACUAAGGAAGUGUCCUGUAUAUAAACAAGAAAGCCUUAUGGAACAGAUGAUGAUGAUGAUGAAUGGGUCUUUUCUACGACUGACGUUUUACUUGUGACAAGCAAUAAUCAAGACACCAGACACUAUGGUCUGAUGGAAAUAAAUAUUAAUAACAUGCUACUCGGAACAGGUGCACUGUCAAUGUGUACAUUGCUGCUCAAGGCAUCUGUUACCAUGGUUACAAUAUUUAUCAUUUUUUUUGUGACAUUUACCUUCAUUCUUGGGAGUAAUACUUCUGGGAGCAAUGUUUGACCCAUUUUUCUUAUUCCACUUCUAUUUCUGUAGUUUUCUCCACAUUCAACAUGAUACAAGUACAAGGUUGUGCCUUAUAGAGAUCUGUUACCCUGGUUACCAAAGUUUUAAUUCUGUUAUGAGAUGGUUAAAGAGAUUUAUCAUUCAGUGGCUGCGGCCAUGUUUUUCACCAUGGUUACCAUGGUGAUGUAGACAGCAUGCCUGACAAGGCUGACUCUUGAAUCUGUCUACAUCUGAAUUUACAAAUAUGAAUAUUUUACUCGAAAGAAAUGGUUUUAUUUGUUUUUGCAUACGAUUAUGGUUGAAAUAUUUUUAAUUUCUUUAAAAGCUACUGAGUUUAAAAGUGUUCAAAGGAUGUGCAGUCAUUGGUCACAAGUAAGUUAACGAAAUUUCAUUCUAGUUAGGGUUCACAGCAAAUCUUCAUUACUUUACUUCAUACAGUAUUUUAAAUUGGAAUACAAUGCUAUUGUAUGAAUUAAUGUAAAUAAUUUUAUUAGUUCUCUGAAUGUCACAGAAGUGACACUAAAAUACAUUACUUGGCAACAUUUUUUGACAGAUUCAUUAUG